This is a messenger RNA of Gorilla gorilla gorilla (western lowland gorilla), 787 nucleotides long. The record is from RefSeq and is a predicted model, not a curated record. NCBI's taxonomy places the organism in Eukaryota, Metazoa, Chordata, Mammalia, Primates, Hominidae.
CUGGCCGUCACGUGAUGCAGGACAGCCCAAUCACGCUCACCCCCUUCUCGUUGGGCGCCCCAGCUCCGCCGCUUGGCCUUUCGGGAAGGGUGGAGGACCAGAAGACGGGGACAAGGAGCGCUCUGCUGACGUCAGCUUUUGUCUCCAGUAUUUUCUGGGGCUGGUGGACGCGUGGGCUAUAGGUUGCUGUCCUUUGGGUGCUGUGUAUAUGGGAUGAUGACGCUUAUCAGCAUUAUCUAGUCCUUUCCACCCCGAAAUUCGCCCCGAUUAAAGACUGUGUUGCAUUAUCAGCCUGCCGACCAUGCCCGCGGGCGUGCCCAUGUCCACCUACCUGAAAAUGUUCGCAGCCAGUCUCCUGGCCAUGUGCGCAGGGGCAGAAGUGGUGCACAGGUACUACCGACCGGACCUGACAAUACCUGAAAUUCCACCAAAGCGUGGAGAACUCAAAACGGAGCUUUUGGGACUGAAAGAAAGAGAACACAAACCUCAAGUUUCUCAACAGGAGGAACUUAAAUAACUAUGCCAAGAAUUCUGUGAAUAAUAUAAGUCUUAAAUAUGUAUUUCUUAAUUUAUUGCAUCAAGCUACUUGUCCUUAAGCACUUAGUCCAAUGCUAACUGCAAGAGGAGGUGCUCAGUGGACGUUUAGCCGAUACGUUGAAAUUUAAUUACGGUAUGAUUGAUAUUUCUUGAUAACUGCCAAAGCACAGAUCAUCAAACCAUUUCAUGAAUAUGGUUUGGAAGAUGUUUAGUCUUGAAUAUAAUGCGAAAUAGAAUAUUUGUAAGUCUA